AUCGACUAUACAAUCUCGCAGCAUAAAGAUCAUGUUACAUUGUUAGGAGGAUAGGAGGUAUCACGUGUGUCACGCUAUUGAUAUAAAUAGUAAGGAAAUUAAGAGAAAAUGAACGUAGAUUGUUCGAACGAUGAUGAUGUGCAGGCCACAGAAAACAAGCUCGAGUGCCCAUUUACCUGGGUGAUGGACGAAAAUCUCGCUCAAACCUAUGAGCAAGAUGCGUACGUCAACAUCGAGGAUCAGCCGAUCAAGGCGCUGAUGCACUCCAUCACCCUCAUCUACGUGCACGUGAUAAAAAAAGAUUUGCAUACUGCUUACGCCAAGGUCAAGGAGACCAUUGAAGUACUCAAUUCGAUGGAUUUCCCGCAACUAGAAAAAGAGGGAAUAUCCAUCAAAAUCUUGGUACACAUUGUUAGAGCAAGCCAGUACCACUAUUACGUGGCAAGAGGAAAUCAUGCCGGAGCACAGAAAAUCUUGGCGGAAGUACCUUUGCUCGAUGCACAGCAGCUACGCGACAAAACCAACAUUGGCACCCUCAAUGGCUGUAAGAGCCUUUCGUGGUCUGUAUUCUUUGAUGCGCCCAAGAGCAUUGCCCUGGCUUAUGCCUCAAGAGCUGUUCAAAACAGUCCCAACUGUGCACUGUGGAAUUUUAUCCUUGGCAAAAAAAUCCGGCACUUGCGGCGUGAUGAUUCCAACUUUGAGCCUCUACCAGACGAGAUUAAACACCUGCUCAAAGCGUACGAGUUGUCUGGAAGCCAUUACUAUGGAGUUUUUGUUGCUCAAAUGUACGGAGAAAUGAAAGAGUAUGGCAAAGCUAAGCAGAUAAGCAUGGAAAUAUAUAACUGCAAUCCACAAAGCGUUGGUAUAAGAUUGAGAUUGGCUUUAAAUUUUAUGAAGAGCAAAGAUUACGAUUAUGCCAAGGACUGUCUAGAUUUUGUGCAAAUCAGAUGUGUAGAUAAUAGCAUGUAUCUCCAUUACAAAGGGCUUUACUUUGAAAAACAAAAAAAUUACCAGAUGGCUGCCUUGUAUUACAGUAAAGGUGCAGAAAAAGGAAAUUACAAGGCAGACCUGCAGUAUGCGAAAUGCAUGUCGAUUAUCAAUAAGAAAUUUAAUUACGUCAAACAUUUGGACGAAAUGUUGACAAGGCACAAUAAGAAUACUACUCUGGUGCAACAAAUAUUUCUACAUACAGCCAUGCAAUUUUAUUUCAUAAAGAUCGACAUUAAGAAUGCUUUAACUUAUUUUUUAAAAGCUAUCCAAAUAAGUCCUAAAAACAAACAAUUGAAGAACUACAAAAACAUUACGAUGGACUACAAAACGUACAACAUUGUUGAAUUUCUUUAUAAUAAAAUACUUCCAGAAACACACCAGAAAUAUCCAAUACUCCCUUACGAUUUGUCAGACGUGAUUAAUACAAUUGAAAAAUUGUAUCCUCUGUGUAGCACUGAUGGCAAUUCGUUGUCAUCAAACGUAGAAAAUAUGGAAUUAUAAAAAAUAUUAAGUAGAUUUCAUCUUAUGAAAAUGACCUAUUUUUCAAUCUACGAGAUUCACUGUGUACUUGCAAGUUACUUGCAUUAACUACAACUUUGUGUUAAAAACUUCUUUGCUGAAUUAAUUAUU
This is a messenger RNA of Copidosoma floridanum, 1620 nucleotides long. RefSeq lists its product as uncharacterized. Gene Ontology annotation, molecular function: protein binding. The record is from RefSeq and is a predicted model, not a curated record. Lineage: Eukaryota; Metazoa; Arthropoda; Insecta; Hymenoptera; Encyrtidae.